Messenger RNA from Cheilinus undulatus (humphead wrasse), 938 nucleotides. RefSeq lists its product as uncharacterized. The record is from RefSeq and is a predicted model, not a curated record. Lineage: Eukaryota; Metazoa; Chordata; Actinopteri; Labriformes; Labridae. The coding region runs from base 83 to 880 and encodes 265 amino acids. The transcript is spliced from 8 exons. Gene Ontology annotation, molecular function: oxidoreductase activity.
CAUUAGUGGACGAAGCAUGCUGCUGUAAGGGUUUAAAUAGACAGGGUCGUGGCGUGAGUACAUACAUGUAAGCCCCGCAAUCAUGGCCUCGGACGAUAUUCUUAAGGUGUCUUCCCUGAGGGGAAAAGUGACCCUCAUCACUGGAGCCAGCUCAGGUAUUGGAGCAGGCACGAGCAUCCUGUUCGCCAAACUGGGAGCUCUGCUGGCUCUGAAUGGCCGCGACUUGGAAAACCUCCACAGAGUGGCCAAACAGUGUACCGAGUGUGGAGGUAUCGAGCCCCUGCUUGUUCCCGGAGACCUUACUGAUGAGGAGAUGGUCAGGAAGACAGUGGAGAAAACCAUCUCUCACUUUGGCCGUCUGGAUGUCUUGGUGAACAGCGCUGGCAUCCUGGCCAUGGGCAGCAUCGAGACAACAGACCUGACUCAGUUUGACAAGGUCAUGAACAUCAAUGUCAGGUCUGUAUACCAGCUGACUCAGCUCUGUGUGCCUCACCUGAUUAAGACCAAAGGCUCCAUUGUCAAUGUAUCCAGUGUAAAUGGACAAAGAGCAUUCCCUGGUGUGCUGGCAUACUGCAUGUCCAAGUCUGCCAUUGACCAGUUCACACGUUGUAUAGCACUUGAGCUGGCAUGUAAGCAGAUCAGGGUGAACUCCGUCUGCCCUGGUGUGAUCAUCACAGACGUCCACAAGAGAGCUGGACUAGAUGAGGAUCAGUACGCUCAGUUCCUUGACAAGUGUAGGCAGACCCAUGCCCUCGGCCGACCAGGGGAGGUGGAGGAAGUGGCCAAUAGCAUCGCCUUCCUGGCAUCUGAUGCUGCCAGCUUCAUUACAGGAGUAAACCUCCCAAUCGAUGGGGGUCGCCAUGCUAUGUGCCCAAGAUAAGAUCAUGUAUAUGAUAUGAUCCAGCAGUCCUCUAAUAAACUGCUUUCAAACUCUGAAA